GGUAUGAGCGCCGAGGAGCAGGACCGGCUGCGCUCCCUCUUCCGUGCCUACGACGUGGACAACUCCGGGCAGAUCGAGAAAAAUGAGUUUCUGAUCAUCUGCGCCGAGCUGCACGUCUCCGCGGCCGAGGCCGAGAGGAUAUUUGACCGGCUGGACGUGGACAACGACGGCACCGUCACCCUGCUGGAGUUCAUCAGCGGCUUCCACGACCGCUACGGGGACGAGAUGGAGGGAGGAGUGGUGUCCGCCGCCUGGGAGGACUUCGAGACAAGACUGGGGGACCAGUCCAAGUUCAUCCCAAAGAAUGAGCAGGCGGCUGCCCUAUACCAGAACAUCAGUCUGACCGAACCCAGACUGGUGCCUCAGUUUGAGAGAAUCAUCACAAACUUCACCAAAGAAAUCAAACAGCACCAUGCAGAGAUGGAGAACCUGGCGCUCGCUGUCAAACGAGCACAGGACCAAGCAUCAAUGCAACUCAGUGAGAUGGAGGAGGAGAUGGACCAACGUAUUCACGCUGCUGAGAGGAGGGCACGGCAGCAGGAAACCAAGCGAGCAGACACAGCACUGGAUGAGUUGAAAAGAACUUAUGAAAAUGAAGUGUGUGAGCUGCAGUGUAAGAUACAGAGGAUGAAGGUGGUGGAGGAGAAGUACAAGAACAUCACUGUAAAUGAUGAGAGCCCAGCUUUGAAGAAGAGGAUAAACGAGCUGACACUGGAGAACCAGAAGAUAAAACACGAGCUGAUGAGGUCUCAGACCAAAGUUGCCUGUCUGCAGAGCGACAUGGACUCACUGAAGACAGAACUAACUGAUCAAAGCAUCAACAACGAGCGAGACGAGGAGUUAAUGAAAGCUUUCUCUGACGAGAGAGACGUCCUGGAGGCCCAGAUCGAGGUUCUGCAAACAGCCAACAGGAAACUCCAUGACACCAACGAUGGUCUGAGAACAGCACUAGAGAGGUACAAAAAGAUUGGUGGCAAUGGGUCGGACAUCAAGAACAGAAACAGAAGUAAAAGCGUGUGCUAUCCAUCGCCGCAGAUGGCACAGUUUCCCCCACCGUAUUCAUUCAUGGAGAGGUUUUCCCAGCGUAUGGACGAGGAGCCUCUGUUCCCCCGCAGGCCCAGCGGUGACACCAUGGCCUUGGCCAUGUGUGACCCGGGCCUGAGGCGAAGACACAGCAGUGAGUGCGAAGAAGACAGCCUGCCUGAGAGCUACAUGGACAGCGGCCUGUCGACGCUCAGAGGCUCACAUGGAGGUUAUGACUCGGAUCAGGAGGUCAAGGGUCAAGAAAAAAGAAAGGAGGAGAACAAAGUUUGCGUGAAUGGAGUUAACUCUGUCUCUGAGCCAGCAAGGAUGCAGGACAUUAGAUCGUCAUUUGGGUCUGAAAACGGCUCCAUUAUGGACUGGAGGCGCUCUCAGUCACUCAGCAUCGCCGACCGUGAAGCCCCACUCAUACGAAAACCCCUCUCUGCCAUCACUACUCAGAGGAGGGAUAGGGACAGGAUUGCCCUGGGUUACAUGACAUUAGAGAAGGCCUACAGGAUCGUGUUGGCUGGAGAUGCUGCCGUGGGCAAGUCCAGUUUCCUGCUCCGCCUCUGCAAGAACGAGUUCAAAUUAAACUCCAGUGCUACUCUGGGUGUGGAUUUCCAGAUGAAGACCCUCAUUGUGGAUGGAGAGCCUGCUUUGCUACAGCUAUGGGACACUGCGGGACAGGAGAGGUUCCGCAGUAUUGCCAAGUCUUAUUUCCGCCGAGCGGACGGUGUGCUGCUGUUGUACGACGUGACCUGUGAGAGGAGCUUCCUUAACGUUCGAGAGUGGGUGGACAUGAUUGAGGAUGUAUCCCAGGAUGAUAUUCCCAUCAUGCUGGUGGGUAAUAAGAGUGACCUCAGACAGGAGGGAGUCAGCUGUGUCCCUACUAGCUACGGACAGAAGCUGGCUAUGACGUACAAUGCUCUGUUCUGUGAAACCAGUGCCAAAGAUGGCUCCAACGUUCUGGAGGCCGUGCUGCACCUGGCCAGAGAGGUCACCAGGCACGUCAAGUUUGAUGAUGACAGCUAUACCUCAAUGAAAGGCCUGUCAGCUAACAGGCACAGACCACAAAACUUCUUAUGCUGCACUUGA
Messenger RNA from Myripristis murdjan (pinecone soldierfish), 2118 nucleotides. RefSeq names its product RAS and EF-hand domain containing (gene rasef). The record is from RefSeq and is a predicted model, not a curated record. Gene Ontology annotation, molecular function: calcium ion binding; GTPase activity; GTP binding. The transcript is spliced from 18 exons. The coding region runs from base 4 to 2118 and encodes 704 amino acids. NCBI's taxonomy places the organism in Eukaryota, Metazoa, Chordata, Actinopteri, Holocentriformes, Holocentridae.